AUGGUUGAUAACAAACAUAUCAAAAACGCGUUCGAUGAGCACUCCAAGACGAAAAAAGGAAAAUUGAGUCGAUCUGAAGCGAAGAAAGCUCUGGAUGACUUGGAUAAGUCCUCGGAUUUCAGUGCUCGAUGGAGAAAAUACUCGAGUGGGGGAUUUGUGGACUUACAAGGCCACGCCCCCUUGAAAUCGUAUUCCGGUCAUCACAGUGAGACUCACAAGUCGGAAUCAAAAAAGAAGAAGGAUAAGAAGACGUUCGAGGAGGAGGAUGAUGUGGAGAAGCAAAAAAAGGAUUCAGAUGAGAAUUCAGAUGACGUGAAGGGGAAGAAAUCGAUGAAAUCGGAGAAAAAUGCGAAAAAAACGAAAAAAUCGGCGAAAAAAUCGAAAAAAUCGUCGUCGUCGUCGUCAUCGGAUUCUGAUUCCUCAGAUUCCUCAGAUUCCUCAGAUUCCUCCGACGACGAGAAGAAGAAGAAAAAGAAGAAGAAAUCUAAGAAGUCUUCAUCGUCAUCGGAUUCUUCUUCGGAUUCAGAUUCCUCGGAUUCUGAUGACGACAAGAAAAAGAAGAAAUCCAAAAAAUCCAAAAAAUCCAAAAAAGAAUUGGAUUCUGAUUCUGAAGAAGAAGAAUCUAUUCCAAAAAAGGCUCCAACGAAAAAAGUGGCUCCAGAAUCCGAACGCCGACGUCAUCGACUCAAAAAAACUGAAGAGCACGAGGAGGAGAAGGAGAAGGAGGAGCAUCAUGAGUCGAAUGAUGAGAAUUUUGAAUUCGACACCAAUUCCAGAAGGCGUGACGAUUCAGAUGAUACUGACGAUGAAAUUCUCCUCGAGAAAGACCCGGAAAUUGAUGAAAAUCAGGAAAAAUCGGAAAAAUCAUCGAAAAAAAAGGAAAAAUCUGGAAAAAAUCACCAUCACCACUGCUGCUGCGGAGCCACUGAUGAGCACAAGCACACCCUAAACUGA
Molecule: messenger RNA, 954 nt
Organism: Caenorhabditis remanei
Lineage: Eukaryota; Metazoa; Nematoda; Chromadorea; Rhabditida; Rhabditidae
Exons: 3
Coding region: 1-954 (317 amino acids)
Molecular function (GO): calcium ion binding
Source: RefSeq, a predicted model, not a curated record